GGGAAGGACUAUGUUAAAUGGGCUGCCAAUAUGGCCCUUGGGCUUGGUGCUGGAGUUCCAUGGGUGAUGUGCAAGCAAACUGAUGCUCCGGAAAAUAUCAUAGAUGCCUGUAAUGGAUACUAUUGUGAUGGUUUCAAGCCAAACUCGAAUAACAAACCAAUACUUUGGACAGAGAAUUGGGAUGGAUGGUAUACGACAUGGGGUGGAAGAUUGCCUCAUAGGCCUGCUGAAGAUCUUGCUUUUGCAGUUUCACGCUUUUAUCAACGCGGAGGGAGCUUUAUGAAUUACUAUAUGUAUUUUGGUGGAACAAACUUUGGUCGGACUUCUGGUGGCCCAUUCUAUGUUACGAGUUACGAUUAUGAUGCUCCACUUGAUGAAUAUGGUCUUUUGAGUCAGCCUAAAUGGGGACAUUUGAAGGAUCUUCAUGCUGCUAUAAAGCUUUGUGAACCUGCUCUAGUUGCUGCUGAUUCAGCUCAGUAUAUAAAAUUGGGACCAAAGCAAGAGGUUUAUACUAAGCCUCAAGUUAUUUAUGGUGCUCGAUUAAAUUAA
Messenger RNA from Pistacia vera, 549 nucleotides. RefSeq names its product beta-galactosidase 9-like. Lineage: Eukaryota; Viridiplantae; Streptophyta; Magnoliopsida; Sapindales; Anacardiaceae. The transcript has 5 exons. Gene Ontology annotation, biological process: carbohydrate metabolic process. The record is from RefSeq and is a predicted model, not a curated record. Gene Ontology annotation, molecular function: beta-galactosidase activity. Gene Ontology annotation, cellular component: cell wall; vacuole. Bases 31 to 549 code for a protein of 172 amino acids.